AUGGAAUUUUACCUGGAGAUUGACCCUGUCACCUUGAACCUGAUCAUCCUAGUUGCGAGCUACGUCAUCUUGCUCCUGGUUUUUCUCAUCUCCUGCGUGCUGUAUGACUGCCGAGGCAAGGACCCCAGUAAGGAGUAUGCUCCUGAGGCCACCCUGGACGCCCAGUCCUCCAUCCACCUGGUGGUGAUGCAGCAAAGUGCUCCGCGGGCCCACUGGGCAAGCGGCCCUGGCCUUCAUUUUGGGAAUCGUGCUCCACUAGGGAAGAAAAGCACAAUGGUGUGA
This is a messenger RNA of Mesoplodon densirostris (Blainville's beaked whale), 282 nucleotides long. It is a transcript of the gene SMIM36, whose product is annotated as small integral membrane protein 36. The record is from RefSeq and is a predicted model, not a curated record. The transcript has a single exon. Bases 1 to 282 code for a protein of 93 amino acids. NCBI's taxonomy places the organism in Eukaryota, Metazoa, Chordata, Mammalia, Artiodactyla, Ziphiidae.